CAACUCAAGUCGGCAUUUGCAUAUUAGAACCAACGGAACCAACCACCUACCUAACCCCUGGGGGCAAAAAAAGAGACAAACUUGAAGCUAGCGGGCCGACUAAUCAGUGCGAAGGGGGACUGUGUUUUAAAGCUUCAUCCGAUAACUAGGCGUCUCAUUCCGUCAGCAGCGUCACCCGCCCACGGAACUCUGUUUCAACCCCGACGACAUCUCUACUUCCCCCGUCCGGCCGUUGGACAUCAUCCCUAAAAAACUAGAGGUCCGAGCAUCACCAACUCAACCCCUUCUACCUAGCGUCCCGACUUCACACACACACUUGACAAUUUCCGAACGACGUACCUUUCACCUCAUUGCCACUACCGCGAAGCUUCUCUUUCUCUCCCUCCCAUCUUCCCCACUCGUCAUUCAUCUCACCCCAACAACCUCCACUUCAUCUCACUUCACCCCGUAGCCAUCCUUCCCUCUCAUCCCGAAUCUUGACGGACGCCGUAAGACUGAAGGGCAGCUGCUUGAUUCAGGUCCAUCAUUGAGACGAGAGUCGGGUGGCCUUGGGGGGCCCCGUCAAGGACACAAACACACACACGAUGACCAUCCUCUCAUCCUCCGGACAGUCAGACUCAGCGGACGCCGCCGCAGGAAGCUCAACAAAUCACAUCGAGGAUAAACCGUACCACUCAAAACGGCCUCACAAGAAGUCACGGACAGGAUGUAAGAACUGCAAAACACGCAAGGUGAAGUGCGAUGAGGCUCGUCCAACAUGUCGCAACUGCGUGCUCCGCAAGGCCAAUUGCAACUACCCCGGACCGUCCCACUCCCACUCCGACCACCGCCCACCGGGAUCGCCAUCAGGCUCCUCCGCCGGACCCUUCUCCCCGGCCCGCUCGCGGUCUCACACGCCGCCGCAGCACCGCCGCAACAGCCACCACGCGGCCGCCGGCGGCGGCGACGACGACGACGGCGCCAACGCCCUCGUCAUCAAAGAACCGCUCUACAUCCCCGCCGGCGACAGGGACGCCAUCGACAUGAAGCUCCUCUGGUUCUACACCACAAACACCUUCACCUCCUUCGCCACGCAGGCCGGCAGGGUGAAGCGCAUCGACGACAUCCUCAAGGUCAAGAUCCCAAGCCACGCCUUCCAGAGCCCCUUCCUCAUGGACUGCCUCCUCGGCACCUCCGCCCUCCAGCUCCAGCACCUCAAGCAAGACAUCGCACCCUCCCGCGCUCUCCGCUAUCGCGCCCGCGCCUUCGAGGGCUACCGCAAGGCCAUCGAGGAAGGCAAACCGGAGACCUUCCCCGCCCUCAUCGCGACUUCCCUGCUGCUCACCGCCUUAUCGUCGCAAAUGUUCCGCGAAGAGGGGACGAAGGACCUCUACAUCAUCGACUGGAUGGUCGUUUGGCGCGGCAUCGGCCUCAUGAUCGACAUGGCUACGCCGCAGACCCUCUGGGAUUCCGGGCUCGCGGAGCUCUUCAUGCGUCCGCCUAUUAACCUCGACGAGGCCGCCAAGCAUAUCCCCAAUAACCUGCUCUUCAUGGUCUCCUCCAUCCAACCCGGCGACCCGGACUACGAAGACAUCUCGACGUACUACGAUACGCUGAAGUACCUCGGUUCCCUCUACGCCGAGCUCGUUAACGGGUUUGGACCCAUCAUGACCCUCCGCGUCGUGACGUGGUUUACGUUCAUCCCUAAGGGCUUCGUCGAGCUCGGACGGGAAAAGAGGCCUCGCGCGCUUAUUAUCUUGGCCCACUACCUCAUGUUCAUGAAGGCGACGCAGAACUUGUGGUGGAUCGAGGGCAUCGGCGACCGUGAGAUUGCGGGGAUUGUGAACUAUCUGGGUGAAGGAUGGUACGAGCAGCUCGCUACGCCGCGUCUGGCUCUGCUGCUGGACGACCGUACUGAUAUUGCGCGGUUGAUCCUGGGUGAUCCGGACUGGGAGUCGCCGAUUGACUUUUACAAUGCUCCGACGCGGGAUCCACGGACGGAGUUGCUCACUUGGGUCGAUGAUCACGGCAAGCGGUAUAAGGGUAUGCCGCAGCGUGUUGGGGAUUUGCACCCCGCGGAUCCGGCGCCGAGGACGUUACCGUGGGAGAGGGACGGUUUUCAUCAUGAUCCGAUGAUGCUCAGCCCCGCAGGGCGGCGGUAUGCUGAGAGGGUGCUAGAGGCGAUUGACUCUGGAGUGCAGGAUAUGGAUGUAUCCUAGGGACUGUGUUCAUCGAUGGAGAGACACGGCGAGAAUUUCCACCAAUGUCCGAUUACAAUACCCAGCUGGCGUACUUGGUUCAUAGGAUACAGGGAAUGGCAUUAUUGUCUGAAUCUUAUCAGCUUGAGAACACGUGGUAGGCGCA
This is a messenger RNA of Colletotrichum scovillei, 2343 nucleotides long. RefSeq lists its product as uncharacterized. The record is from RefSeq and is a predicted model, not a curated record. NCBI's taxonomy places the organism in Eukaryota, Fungi, Ascomycota, Sordariomycetes, Glomerellales, Glomerellaceae. The coding region runs from base 585 to 2198 and encodes 537 amino acids. Gene Ontology annotation, molecular function: DNA-binding transcription activator activity, RNA polymerase II-specific; zinc ion binding. Gene Ontology annotation, biological process: regulation of transcription by RNA polymerase II. The transcript has a single exon.